Polyodon spathula (Mississippi paddlefish) is the source of this 3272-nucleotide messenger RNA. Its product is annotated as polypeptide N-acetylgalactosaminyltransferase 5-like. Gene Ontology annotation, cellular component: Golgi apparatus. The transcript is spliced from 11 exons. The record is from RefSeq and is a predicted model, not a curated record. The coding region runs from base 553 to 3171 and encodes 872 amino acids. NCBI's taxonomy places the organism in Eukaryota, Metazoa, Chordata, Actinopteri, Acipenseriformes, Polyodontidae.
CCAAAAACAUUACGUCUUUCGUAAGCAUGUGAUUCCUUUUUUGCCAAUUACUAGUGUAAAUUAAGUCAAACAGAAACCUAUAGUGUGUAAGAAGUUCUCAGAAACAAAACAAAACAAAAAAAAGCAUGCGCGUAUUGUAAAAUAACAAGGCUACAAGUGUUCCAUUGAUUGAUAGGCAGCUACUAUCUGCAAAACAAGCUUUCUUCUUACUGCAGGCAUUAAAGCAAAUGCAGCUCGGGGAGUGUCAGGUAUUUUCAUCAGAGGAGCACCGGUCAGGAAAAGAAGUGCUGGACUAUUUCCUCUGGCUCUGUUGAGACACGAAAAGUAAUAAUAUUAAAAUGGAAACACCUGCUUUACACGAGAUAACGUGGUUUGAUGGGGGGAGAUUCAAUACGGUCCUUUGUCUGGCAGUCGUGUGUGUGUGUUGGCUUAACUCCACAGCACAAGGAUAAGGAUACUGUACGACUGGGAGCUGACGUUCUGGAUUCACACCAGGUACAAGCGGAUGCGUUACGUCCAGAGUACUUAUAACGUUUAUUUAAUAUUAAGGAUAUGAAAAAAAUAAGCAUGAUGAGGAUACGAAAAUAUUUUAGAGGCAGUGGAAGAGCACUUGCAUUUAUUUUCACAGCCUCUGUUAUUUGGUUACUUUUUGACAUGGCAGCACUCAGGAUUUCAUUCAGUGAUGUAAACAGCAGGCUUCUAAAAAAUGAGAUUAUACGAAAGGAAAGGGGGAAAUAUAAACCAAGAGAAGUCAUGAGCAAUGCCUCUAACCCGAACAAAAAAGAACAUAGGUUCCCAUUGAAACAAAAUGAAAGAAACGGAAUACACGAACCCAAAAUGCAAAAUGAAGUCAAUAAGGAAACAUUUUCUGAAACAAACAGAAAUCGGGAUAGGAAACGGAAAUCUGACAAACAUGUUUUGCAACCUGGACUAAAAGUUGAUACACCGAAGGAAGGUGUUUUCGAAAAACAGUUUGAACAAAAACAUACCACGUUUAAAGUAAAACGUAAAAGCAAUGACGUAAAUGCGUUCAACCUUACCACAGGCGUUCCAAAAAAGACGAGCAUGUACCGCAGUGUAGACCAGCUGGGUUUGCACAACAAAGACACAAAAAUCAAGUUAAAACAAGACGCACACAAUGAGGAAAAUGCUACUGUAAAAAUAAUUCGAGAAAACAAUGCUGUUGGCAAAGUAGUCGUAGACCUUGUAAACGAUUUAACAAAGGUUCCCCCUGUUGGACAGAAACAAGAAUUGCAUUUAAAUCGACCUGACAAGAAACUUGUUCUUGUGGCCAGCAAUGUUCAAUCGAAUAAAGCAGAUGAAAAACGUGCCUUGGAAAAAGUUGGAAUAUCUUCAAAAAACAAUACAGAUGAUAACAGUGUUGAGUUUGGACACGACCACGGGGGCAGUGAUGUCAUUCCUCCAAAAGAACAGGUUCCCCUUAAUAACACGCGCAUUAAGCCCAACGCCAAAAACAUUUCAAAGGCAAUGGGAAAUGUAACUAACCUCAAUGGCAAGCACUUUAAAUCCACUUUUCUAAACGCAAUGACGAAAGCGGAGACUCUGAAUGUACAUUUUACAAUCCCAGUACAUCAUGAUGUUGGAACUCACAAAGUGUUACAAAUGGAUGCAACACAAAGCCCCAGAAAUCCGAAUGCCCCGGGCCAGUUUGGUGAGCCUGGUGUUGUUCCAAAGGACAAAGAAAUGGUGGCGAAAAAUAAAUGGAAAGAAGGAUAUUUUAAUGUGUAUCUCAGCGACAUGAUCCCAUUUGACAGAGCUAUUCCUGACACUAGGCCUUCUGGGUGUGCUGAGAGAAGAGUACACAAUGACCUCCCCACCACCAGUGUGAUCAUGUGUUUCGUGGAUGAGGUGUGGUCCACCCUUCUAAGAUCUGUUCACAGUGUUCUAAAUCGUUCUCCGCCCCACCUCAUCAAAGAGGUCAUCCUAGUUGAUGACUUCAGUACUAAAGAAUUCCUGAAAGAUCAUUUAGACAAGUAUAUGUCCCAGUAUCCAAAGGUCCGCAUCCUUCGCCUAAAGGAGAGACAAGGUUUAAUCAGAGCUAGGCUUGAAGGAGCAGCCAUCGCUACAGGUGAAGUUUUGACAUUUCUGGACUCGCACAUUGAAUGUAACGUGGGCUGGUUAGAGCCACUUCUGGAAAGGGUGCACAUGGACAGAAAAAAGGUUGCAUGUCCAGUAAUUGAAGUUAUAAAUGACAAGGAUAUGAGUUACAUGAUAGUUGACAACUUUCAAAGAGGCAUAUUCAAAUGGCCCUUGGUAUUUGGAUGGAUGGGGAUCCCUGAUGAAGAAAUUAAGAGAAACAACAUAAAGGAUUCAGACCCAAUAAGGUGUCCUGUUAUGGCUGGAGGUCUGUUUUCUAUAGAUAAAACAUAUUUCUACGAACUCGGCACGUAUGACCCUGGACUUGAUGUGUGGGGUGGAGAAAACAUGGAGAUUUCUUUUAAGAUCUGGAUGUGCGGAGGAGAAAUAGAGAUAAUUCCAUGCUCCAGGGUGGGCCAUAUUUUUAGGGGUGACAAUCCCUAUAAAUUUCCUAAAGAUAGAGUCAAAACAGUUGAGAGAAAUCUGGCCCGAGUAGCUGAGGUGUGGCUGGAUGAUUACAAAGAGCUGUUCUAUGGGCAUGGCUACCACCAUCUGCUCGAUAAGAAACGUAUGGAUAUUGGAGACCUGACGCAACAGAAAGAACUCCGGAAACAUCUCAAGUGUAAAGACUUUAAAUGGUACCUGGACAAUGUCUACCCAGACUUGGAUGCACCCUUAGUGAGAUCUGAUGAUUUGCUUUUCAAUCUUGGAGUAAGAAAAUGUCUUUCAAUUGAGAAUAACACCCUGUCGUUCCAAGCAUGUGAUCUCAACGAGAAGAACCAGCAUUUUAACCACACCUGGUUGAGACUGAUCCGUCAGCAAAACUCGUGUGUGACUGCAAUAGAUAAAGGCACAGUGAGCCUAGAGCAGUGUGACAAUGCAAAACAUCAUCUAAGGUGGUUGCACAAAUCACUUAUAUUGGACCCACCAUUUAUGGACCACCUCAUUUUAGAGCAUCUGCAGCAGCCGUUCUGUCUUGAAGGCAGUCCCUCAGGCAAUACCAUUAAGAUGGCAGUGUGUAAUUCAAGCAGUCCAUUUCAGAAGUGGAAAUUCACAAACUACUAUGCCCAAUAAACAGAACCAUCGGAACUCCGGAGACUGAAAAAAACACAAAUGCCUUUUCAAGUCCUCAUGGUUUACAAUUAAAUUUUUUUGUUUAAAAACAGCUUCUGAAA